Molecule: messenger RNA, 1377 nt
Organism: Lactuca sativa (garden lettuce)
Lineage: Eukaryota; Viridiplantae; Streptophyta; Magnoliopsida; Asterales; Asteraceae
Product: F-box/FBD/LRR-repeat protein At5g22700
Molecular function (GO): protein binding
Source: RefSeq, a predicted model, not a curated record
AUGAGGAAAAGGGCUCGUGUCGGGGAUCAUCGUCAUCAUCAUCAUGAUUUAGAUUCGAAUGAUUUCAUCAGCCAAAUGCCUGAUGAUAUCCUUAUAUCUAUUCUAUCUAGUCUGCCUCUUAAAGAAGCAACAAGCACUAGCAAUCUGUCAACAAGAUGGAGAUACUUAUGGUGUCAAACAGAUGGUUUGGACUUUGAUGCCAAUGAGAAGUUAGAUAAAAUAGCAACGGAUCCAAAAUCACUCAUUACAGAAAGACCCAAAUACAUCAAUUUGGUAAACCGUGUAACCCGACAACACAAGGCCCCCACCAUUAAUCUCUUCAGAAUUUCUUUCGAUUUAGAUAAAAGAUCCAAAGGUGCCAUUGAUAAAUGGGUUGAUUUUGCAAUAUCCAAAAGAUUUCAAAAGCUAGAAUUGGAUUUAUUAGAGAAUGGUGAAACCCUUCGGCAACCUCCUAAAAACUAUGUUUUUCCCAUCAAAUGUUUGAAUGUUCCGAAAUUGGUUUAUGGUAAAGAAACAGAGUUAAAGUUUCUUAAAUCCCUUUUCUUGAAAUGUGUUAAUGUGAGUGAAGAAGUAUUUGGGAAAAUUUUAACCAAUUGUUCGGGUCUUCAACAACUAUCGAUUCAUGGCUCUGGCGAUUUGGUAAAUGUGAAAAUUAGUGGACCAUAUCUUGUAUUGAAGCACUUGGAAAUAGUCUUUUGUUUUGGAGUUAAAUCUAUUGAGAUUAAAAAUGUAAAGAUCGAGUCUUUCAGCUAUUUAGGUCCCGGGAUUACUAUGAAACUUAAUAAUCUUCCAAUGCUUCAAGAGAUUUCAAUCGGUGAAGGGUAUUCAGGAUUUGAAAAUAAUGUGUUUGGGCAGAUAUCAUGUUGCAUUUCUCACCUUCAGAUUCUUACAUUGGACAUUUACAGUCCAGAGGAAAAUAUAAAGUCUCUUUCUUUCCCUGAACUACCAAAAAUUAAGCAAUUGAUUUUGAAAGUUGGAGCAUGGGAUGAUGAUAGUCUUCUUCAGUUUACUUCUUUGGUUAAGGCAUGUCCGAAUUUGAGGAGAUUUGUGAUGCAGUUAAUAUGGAUGUCACCAGCUAGAAGAAGAAGAAAAAUAAGGCAUGCAGAUAAGCAUCCACAUCAACAGCUUGAGGUGGUGGAAAUAAUGGGGUAUUAUGGGCGUACUAGUGAUCUUGAACUUGUUGUUUAACUUGAACUUGUUGUUUAUUUCAUUGAAAAUGCAAUUGCACUUCAAAAAAUCAUGAUUGAUCCUCAUUACCAGAUUUUGGAAAGGAACCCAAUAGGAAAUCAGCAGUUUAAGAAGGAGAAAUCUGCUAGAUCUUGUGCUAAGAAGCAGCUUAAUCUAACACCUCAUGUUGUUGAAUUGGUAAUACUCUAA